Messenger RNA from Rubroshorea leprosula, 1630 nucleotides. NCBI's taxonomy places the organism in Eukaryota, Viridiplantae, Streptophyta, Magnoliopsida, Malvales, Dipterocarpaceae. The record is from the annotation of a GenBank genome assembly.
CUAAACCCUGCAACUCCGCAAGAAGCCAAGAACACAAAUUAAUUCCAAGAACACAAAUUAUGGAGGGAGGGAAAUUAGAUGAUUGGGGUUCAAGCCUCGCUGGACUAAUGUUCAUUUGGGCAACGUUCCAACAAUUUUUCCCACAAUUCCUCAAAGACUAUGUUCAAAAUCUGUGGUACAAGCUGCUUCAUUACUUCAAACCCACCAUGCAAAUCACCUUUAACGAGUUCUCCCCCGGUCUCUACAGGCGCAGUGAGGCCUACACCGUCAUCGAAUCCUACCUCAGCUCGAAGUCCGCCGCUAAAGCCUCCCGCCUCAGAGCUGAAAUUGCCAAAGAAAGCAAGCCCCUUGUGCUUGCCUUGGACGACCAUGAGUACAUCACCGAUAAUUUUCACGGUGUCGAGGUGAAGUGGUACAGAGGGAAACAAAUUCCAGAACGCAAGACGAUAUCUUGGUCUCCUCAUGAUGCAGAUAAAAGGUAUUACAUUCUUAUCUUUCACGCGAAAUAUCGUCAGAUCAUAGCCGAGAAGUACGUUAAUUAUGUAUUGGAAGAAGGGAGGGCGAUUCAGGUUCGCCGGAGGCAGAGGCGGCUGUACAUGAAUGGUGAAGGGGAUGAGUGGAAUUUCGCCGUUUUUGAUCAUCCAGCAUCGUUUGAUACCUUCGCUAUGGAUCCACAGAGGAAGGAGCAGAUAGUUGAUGAUUUAAUUACGUUCAGCCAGGGGAAGGAAUAUUACAAGAAAAUUGGCAAGGUUUGGAAGCGCGGGUAUUUGCUGUAUGGACCGCCGGGGACCGGAAAGUCCACCAUGAUCGUCGCCAUGUCGAAUCUCCUUGGGUAUGAUAUUUAUGAUCUUGAAUUGACCACGGUGAAGGAUAACGCAGAAUUGAAAAGGCUUCUCAUCAAUACAAAAAGUAAGUCCAUCAUGGUGAUUGAAGAUAUAGACUGUUCCCUUGGUUUCACCGGAAAAAGGAAGAAGGACAAAAAUAGGAAGAAAGGCGACAAUCCGAUGGGCGAGAAAGCUAAGGAGAAGGAAGGCGAGGGAGAUGAAAGCAAGGUGACUUUAUCUGGGCUUUUGAAUUUCAUUGAUGGGAUUUGGUCGGCGUGCGCCGGGGAACGGAUUGUGGUGUUCACGACGAACCAUGUGGAUCAGCUGGAUCCGGCUUUGAUCCGAAGAGGGAGGAUGGACAUGCACAUCAAGUUGUCGAACUGCACCUUUGGAGCGUUUAAGGUUUUGGCGAAGAAUUAUUUGGACAUUGAUUCGCACCCUUUGUUUGAGAAGAUUGGGGAGUUGUUGGAAGUGACGGAGAUGACGCCGGCGGAUGUUGCAGAGAAUCUGACACCGAAGAAGUUGGGUGCGGCGGUGGAAACUUGUCUGGAAGCCGUAAUUCAUGCGCUGGAAAUUGCUAAGGAAGCAAGGAGAGUCAAGGCCCAGAAAGAAGAAGAAGAACAAGAAAACGAGACUGAAACUGAAAGUGUUCCUCAAUAAUUAUCUCUUCUUCUUUUUUUCCUAUAUAUAAUAGUAAUAAUUAUCAUUUCUUAAAAAUUUUAAUUAUAUGCUAAUUAGAUAAAACUAGAAAGUCUAUUUUAUUAUUUUAAAUUUUCUUAUGAUAUUCUGUUGAAAGGAAUAUAAAA